AUGCCUAGAGAACAUCGGCCCUUCGGUGUCUUGCACGAGGACGACGUGGACCCGUUGCAAGAAUCCGGAUAUGGCUCCCUUCUCCCUCCUCUCUCAGUACUUUCCAGUACCUCGAGUUCUUCUCGCGGUCACCUCGACAUCCGCCCAGUGCCUCACAGCGAAUUGGCCAUUAUGAGGAGGUACUCAUCCGGUACCCUUGCAGCAUCGAGGCCACCAUCUCCUACGUAUCCAGAGACGUCUGCAAAAAACCAUCUGCGCUCUUGCAGGCAGACCAUCGAUUAUUCUGCAUCAGAUGAUGCCACAGGUCUUUGGCCUCUGAGCUGGUCAGCUCACGAUCUGGUAAUGUUUGGCCGCGGCAAGCGCGUGCAUUACAAGAAUGUCGGGUCCAAUGCCAACAACGACGUUGGCCAACUUUGCAAGAUAAAGGACGCGCACGGGUAUCUGCAUUUGCUUCAAUGUGGCGGAAAAGACCAGGUGAACAUGGUGGCAGUGUGCACGUCGAAAGGCCAUCUGCAGCUGUGGGACGUGCCGACGAAGAAAAUGAUCAGAAGCUGGAGUACGAAAGGCGUUUCAGCAAUGCGAUGGAAUACUGCUGUACUCACGGUGGGCGGCCUCAGAGGAGCAAUCCGCCACUUCGAUACCCGAGUCAAAGAGUCCUCUAAGAUGAAAGAGCAAGCGAAGAAAGUUACGCGCCAUCAGGCGAAGAUCUGCAGCUUAGCUUGGAGCGAAGGGGGGAAGUUGUUUGCCAGUGGUGACGAAGCUGGAUUGGUCCACAUUUGGGACGUCAGGAAGAACGUUCCUCUGGACGUAGGCGACCUUGUCCAGCGACGAAAAAGAAUGCUACAUGCCGGGCCCGUGCAGGCCCUUGCAUGGUGCCCCUGGCAAACGAAGAUCCUUGCUAGCGGCGACGCCGCACCGGACGGCAACAAUGUUGUGCGUAUCUGGAACGUCGAGAACAUGAACGAUUCGUCACCCAGCCGCCUGUCGCGUUAUCCUGAUCGGCUUGAAGUUGACGCGCAAGUCACGUCGCUCCACUUUUCGACGCAGUGCAAGGAGCUGGUGAGCACGCACGGGCCAGGAAAGGUGACGCCAUCGCCUCAACCUGCCCAGCCAAACCAGCGGAAUGACCUGAAUACCUCCACUGAACUUGGCACGUCGAAGAUUUCGAAUUCCGUGGUUGUACGCUCUUAUCCCACCCUUCGAGACGUGGUUACCAAGAUGGCCGGCACGAAGGGCAUCGCAGGCAGCGUUCUAAGCCCAAAUGGCCAGAGGAUCGCUCUUGCAGUGCCAGAGAAAAAUCUCAUCGAGAUAUGGGAUAUAUGGGGCAAACAAAUCCCGUUGAGGCGCACCGCGAGCCUCACAGAUAUGCAUACCACCAGCAUUCGGUGA
Messenger RNA from Sparassis crispa, 1389 nucleotides. RefSeq lists its product as hypothetical. Bases 1 to 1389 code for a protein of 462 amino acids. Lineage: Eukaryota; Fungi; Basidiomycota; Agaricomycetes; Polyporales; Sparassidaceae. The record is from RefSeq and is a predicted model, not a curated record. Gene Ontology annotation, molecular function: ubiquitin ligase activator activity; anaphase-promoting complex binding; protein binding. Gene Ontology annotation, cellular component: anaphase-promoting complex. The transcript has 3 exons. Gene Ontology annotation, biological process: positive regulation of anaphase-promoting complex-dependent catabolic process; positive regulation of ubiquitin protein ligase activity; anaphase-promoting complex-dependent catabolic process.